AUGCUCAAACAAUAAGACUUGGCCGAAAAGUAGAAAGAGAUUUGCCUCAGAAAUUCAAAAACCUUCGAACUCUUCGCCACAUGUAUGGAAAGACAUGAAGGCAAAAUUGACAACUUUGCAAAAUACCUAUCCAUCAAAAUGCUAUUCAUCGAAAAACAGGCUCUUGAAUGUUACAAAGGAAAUACUAACGAUAGGGAAUAUGAAAGAUGUCAUCAAAGAAUCGAAUCAUAACUACAUGAUGUCUAUAAUGAUUACUACUAAGGUUUACUCAACCUCUGA
Molecule: messenger RNA, 279 nt
Organism: Paramecium tetraurelia
Lineage: Eukaryota; Ciliophora; Oligohymenophorea; Peniculida; Parameciidae
Exons: 2
Source: RefSeq, a predicted model, not a curated record